ACAAGAACACCACUAAAUAAAUCGACGAGGUCAGCUAAUCAACAGUCAGUAUCAUCUUCUGUCAGUCAAGCCAUGAGCAGGAGCUCGAGUUUUGCGCAGGCAAGCGGCCUCGCCGUCUUCCUCCUGCUGGCCCUCGCGGUCCAGCAGCUCGAGGCGGACAUGUCAGCGUCGUGCUCCGGCGUGCUCUCCGGCUUGUCGCCGUGCCUCGGCUUCCUGGAGGGCGAGGAGGACUACCCCUCCGCCGACUGCUGCAACGGCAUGUCCAGCCUUGUGGCGGCCGAGGCCACCACGGCCGACCGGCUGGACGCGUGCGAGUGCCUCAAGUCGGCGGCGGCAGAGGGUAGCGCCGAGUCCACAGCCGCGAGGGACUUGCCGGCCGACUGUGGCAUCUCGCUGCCGUUCACUAUCUCCGCCGACGUCGACUGCUCCCAGAUCGAGUGAAAGAUCAGAUCAGAUGAAAUCAAAGAAGACGAGGUGCAUGCACGUACUCUGUUCUUGAAAUACGCUGCGACAGAAUAAAUGAGCCUGUUAUGUAACCAGUCGAUCUUGUGUCAAGAGUGUGUGCCACCGUUUUGCAUCGCCCUAGUUUAUUCCAAUCUGUAAUAUUUUUGUUUGUGGUACUACUAGUCUACUACUGCACUCCUUUAUGAACAGAGCUGUCCAUGCCUUGA
Molecule: messenger RNA, 671 nt
Organism: Lolium perenne
Lineage: Eukaryota; Viridiplantae; Streptophyta; Magnoliopsida; Poales; Poaceae
Product: non-specific lipid-transfer protein
Biological process (GO): lipid transport
Molecular function (GO): lipid binding
Source: RefSeq, a predicted model, not a curated record